AAAUAAUUACAUUAAAAUUGCAAUGAAUCGUUUCACUUUGACAUUUGCAUUUCUUCUCUCAACAGUCUCAGCAAUUACCGCUUUAUGUUUGGCACAUUUACCAGUUCCAAAUGCUUUGGUGGCAUAUAAUUUGUUAUCACCAAUACCUGAUCUUUUUCAUAAUACUGGUUCAAUGGCUGUAUUAUCAUGUAAUUUGGGAUUUGUCGUAAAUGGUUCAUCAAUUACAAAAUGCACCUCAAAAGGCAUUUGGGAACCAAAAUUGGGAUCAUGUGUUGUAAUCUCUGAUACGUUAUCUAAUUCUUCGGCAUCAAAUUUCAAUUUACCUUGUGAUCCAGUGAAUAAUCAUCAUACAGUGGGCAUUGUAACAUAUAUUCCGAAUUCAAAAUUGGAAAAGUUUCAAAAAGGUACUGUAGCAUUAUUAACAUGUCCAUUUGGGCAAAGAAUAAAUGGUGGUGCAACAUAUGCAAUCUGUCAGGAUGGUAAAUGGUCAGCUAAAUUGGGUAGCUGUGAAGAAGCCAAGUUGAAGAUAUUUUUUUAA
Molecule: messenger RNA, 538 nt
Organism: Loa loa (African eye worm)
Lineage: Eukaryota; Metazoa; Nematoda; Chromadorea; Rhabditida; Onchocercidae
Exons: 4
Coding region: 23-538 (171 amino acids)
Source: RefSeq, a predicted model, not a curated record